CCAACCCCCAGGUUCGAGGACGGCGGGGGUGCGGGGUACGGGGGGCUGUGCGCUGCUGUGCGCGCGUACGGGCGCGUUGCCACGUCGCGCACGAUGCCCAGCGCGUGCGUCCUGCGCGCGCCUACCAAGCCCGUGACACACGUGCGCACGUGGUGCACGCUGCACACCUACGACGCCCACGGGCACCCACAGGUCACGGGGAUACGUGGGGGUCACGGGGGAUACGUGGGGACAUUCACCGUGACCGCGCGGGUGUUCGGGCGCGCGGUGGGCAACUCGGUGACGGUGAACGUGGGUGGGCAGCACAACCCACACGCGGUAUACGGGACGCGGGGCACGGGGCCCGAUAUGUUCAUGCAGCCCGCGGCCCUGUGUGUCCUGCAGCAGCGCCGGCCCCACGGGGACGUCGCAACGACCGUCUUCGUGGCAGACACGGGCAACAGCAGGAUCAAGGUGCUGGAUGGGGGCUGCAGUACUCCAGAAUGGGAAGCCGUUAUGUCCUUAGUGGUGUCCAAAGCUGGCAGCAGUACUCCAGAAUUGGAAGCCGUUAUGUCCUUAGUGGUGCCCAAAGCUGGCGGCAGUACUCCAGAAUGGGAAGCCGUUAUGUCCUUAGUGGUGUCCAAAGCUGAGAGCAGUACUCCAGAAUGGGAAGCCAUUAUGUCCUUAGUGGUGUCCAAAGCUGACAGCAGUACUCCAGCAUGUAAAGCCGUUAUAUCCUUAGUGGUGUCCAUAGCUGGCUGCAGUACUCCAGAAUGGGAAGCCGUUAUGUCCUUAGUGGUGUCCAAAGCUGGCAGCAGUACUCUAAAAUGGGAAGCCGUUAUGUCCUUAGUGGUGUCCAAAGCUGGCAGCAGUACUCCAGAAUGGGAAGCCGUUAUGUCCCUAGUGGUGCCCAAAGCUGGCAGCAGAUGGGUGAUGUUGUUCACCCACGACAAACUUAAGGAACCCACGGGCAUCGCAGUAACGGCGCUGGGGGAGAUCCUGGUGGUUGACGGGUGUCAGGUCCACGUGUUCUCCCCCAGCGGGGGUAAACUGAUCGCCUCGUGGGGCGAGCGGGGCAACACCGACGGCAAACUGGGGGACGUGGGCGCCAUAUGCACAGUCCCUCCUCCCCCAGAGGAGGGGAUGGGGGACAGCGUGACGGGCUACUCCGUGCUGGAGCCUCGCAAAGUAACUGAGGGCGAUCAGUCGGUGGAAGACGCGUCUGCUGACGCUGAUGAACCUUCGGACGGUGAAUAUUGUUUUGAGACUGGGCAGGGUGGCCCAGUGUUUGACUACGCCCUUGGCACGCUCAUCUUCACGAUAGACUCGAGCGAGUCUCGCCUCAAGCGCCCCGCGGGGCUCGCCACCACCGACGACGGCUGGGCGCUCGUGCCGGACAUUGCGGGCUGCUGCGUGCGGCGGUAUAGGUACCGCUAGUGCUGGUG
Hyalella azteca is the source of this 1424-nucleotide messenger RNA. RefSeq lists its product as uncharacterized. The annotation marks the transcript as partial. The transcript has 7 exons. The record is from RefSeq and is a predicted model, not a curated record. Gene Ontology annotation, molecular function: protein binding. NCBI's taxonomy places the organism in Eukaryota, Metazoa, Arthropoda, Malacostraca, Amphipoda, Hyalellidae.